This is a messenger RNA of Dioszegia hungarica, 1500 nucleotides long. Its product is annotated as clathrin light chain-domain-containing protein. Gene Ontology annotation, cellular component: clathrin coat of coated pit; plasma membrane; clathrin coat of trans-Golgi network vesicle. The transcript is spliced from 8 exons. Gene Ontology annotation, biological process: intracellular protein transport; clathrin coat assembly; clathrin-dependent endocytosis. Gene Ontology annotation, molecular function: structural molecule activity; clathrin heavy chain binding. Lineage: Eukaryota; Fungi; Basidiomycota; Tremellomycetes; Tremellales; Bulleribasidiaceae. The record is from RefSeq and is a predicted model, not a curated record. Bases 1 to 1500 code for a protein of 499 amino acids.
AUGUCAGACGACCCUAUGGCUGACUUCCUCGCUCGCGAAAAGGCCGCUCUCGGGGACGACGCGGACCUCUUCUCUUCGGGCCAAGCACCGACCGCUCCUAGCGGUAUGGACUUUGCCGCUUUUGACGAACCGCAGUCCGCUCCUCCUGCGCCGGUACCGGCUCCCGGACCCAAGGGUAUUGAUGCCUUCCCCGACCUGGAUGACGCGCCGCGUGGGUCUUCCGAUGUCAGGGUGACAGGAGCGAGCGGGACGGAUGAUGUGGAGAGGGAGCAAUUCGAGAGUGCUUUCCCGGACCUCUCGGGAGAAGUUCCAUACGAAGCUCCCGCCAAACCAGUCUUCAACGCCCUCGCUCCCCAACCGUACGGAGCCUCACCCUACCCCGCCGCCCCCUCACCCGCCGGCGGUCGCUCCGGGUCAGUCCUCCCCGCGCCGAGGUUUAACAACACCUUGCCGGCCCAAGAGGAAGAUACCGAGCCGAUCAAGGCGUGGCGCGCCAAGCAGGCGGAAGAGAUCAAGGGGCGGGACGAGAAGGAUCGGAAGAGGAGGGAGGAGAUGAAAGAUAAGGCCGAGAAGGGGAUUGAUGCGUUUUAUGAGGAGUAUAAUCGGGUCAAGGAGAGGAAUAUCAGGGAGAACAAGGAGUCCGAAUCUGCCUUCCUGGAGAAGAUGACCGAGGGGAUCGCAAAAGGAACAGCAUGGGAGCGGGUCACCGAGAUGAUCAGCUUGGAGAAUUCGCAAUCCAAAACCAUCCGCCCGUCCGUUCCCGGCGGUUCCGACCUGCAGCGGAUGAAGGAGAUCCUCCUGGCGCUCAAGCGCGAAGGGGACAAGGCGCCCGACAAUCAAGGAGCGGAGGAACUCCCCUGGACGGACGGAGCGGGAAGGGCAGCUACGACUCGGACUUUGCUCGACACGGAAACCGAAACGCUGGCGCCCUUCUUCACUGAUCCCCAGCUCAAGAUUACCUAUGAGGACUCGAAGGUUUGCUACAAGGAGGAGGUCUCCGCUUCCGGAUCCGGAAUGACAUUGGACCAGUUGCGGACCUACGGUGAUCAGAACGCGGCGAGGGAAUUCGUCAGAGGAGUCGUGGUGUCCCUGCUACUGGCAGACACAGACCUGGCACAGGCCCGAUCUGACCCGACCUUGCAGGAUCUACGCACGGUCGUCAAGGCGCUACGUGACGAAGCUGCCAGAUCCGGCUGCAACAUUGCCAAAGUCGAAGCUCAUCUGACUGACGUCUCUGUUGGGACGCUGCUGCUGUACCUCAGGGCUGUCCAGCGACACCCCAAGCUCGCGUCGGGUAUGAGCAGCAUCGUCUUCAGCGAGACUGCAAAGACCAACCCUGAGUCCGUCCCAUCUGACCUGAUCUGGAGUGCAGACAUUGAUGAGAGGAUCUCAGACGUGGCGGGCCGGCUGGCGCCCACGGUGGGCCUCAUCGCUGACCGGAUCGAUAAUCCGCGGGCGCCAGGACCUUCCGGGAUUUACAAUACUUUCCGUGGUCUAUGA